AUGUCGCGUCUCUUUCUUGCCCCUGUGCGUUCUCUGAAACUAUCACCCGUGCUCUCAUUGGGUCGCAAAGCCUUUUCUUCUGCCUCCGUUCGUCUACAGACCGUUGAGCCCAAGGAAACCAAGGAAACCAAGGAAACCAAGACUACCCAUUUCGGUUUCCGUGAUGUAGCUGAGAAUGAGAAGGAAUCUUUGGUCCACAACGUAUUCGCCAAUGUUGCAGGUAGUUACGAUAUCAUGAACGAUGCAAUGAGCAUGGGUAUCCACCGUAUCUGGAAAGACGAGUUUAUCCGCAACAUGGCACCCGGCCCUGGUACAAAGUUACUCGAUGUUGCAGGCGAUAUUGCCCUGCGAUUCUUGGACUUUUGCAAGAAUAUUCACCGCGAUUCGACAGCCAGUGUAACAAUGGUUGACAUCAACCCUCACAUGCUCGAGGAAGGAAAGAAGCGUUUCCAGAAAACUCAGUAUGCUCACACAAACCAAGCCAACUUCUUGGUCCAGAAUGCUGAGAACUUGGAGGCCAUUCCUGAUGCUUCCGUUGAUGUAUAUACGAUUGCAUUCGGUAUCCGUAACUGCACACACGUUGAUAGAGUAGUCAAGGAAGCAUACCGUGUAUUGAAGCCAGGAGGACGCUUCAUGUGUCUUGAGUUCAGCAAGGUUGAUAACCCUGUAAUUGGAAAGUUUUACGAUAUCUAUUCAUUCGAUAUCAUCCCAACUCUUGGUCAGGUUAUUGCCAAUGACCGUGAUUCUUACCAGUACCUUGUUGAGAGUAUCCGUCAAUUUUAUAGCCAAGAUGAAUUCGCAAAGAUCAUUCGUGAUGCUGGAUUCUCUACUGUUGGUAAAGGAUACGAAAACUUGACAUUUGGUGUUGCUGCUAUCCACAGUGGCUUCAAGAUGUAA
Molecule: messenger RNA, 897 nt
Organism: Phycomyces blakesleeanus NRRL 1555(-)
Lineage: Eukaryota; Fungi; Mucoromycota; Mucoromycetes; Mucorales; Phycomycetaceae
Exons: 5
Coding region: 1-897 (298 amino acids)
Biological process (GO): ubiquinone biosynthetic process
Molecular function (GO): methyltransferase activity
Source: RefSeq, a predicted model, not a curated record